Messenger RNA from Plasmopara halstedii, 2777 nucleotides. RefSeq lists its product as uncharacterized. The record is from RefSeq and is a predicted model, not a curated record. Bases 1257 to 1484 code for a protein of 75 amino acids. The transcript has a single exon. Lineage: Eukaryota; Oomycota; Peronosporomycetes; Peronosporales; Peronosporaceae.
AUCGGCCUUGUUCAGUACCACGACGGAAUUAAAAUUUCGAAGCAAAAUGCUAUCAGCAUUAAAUCAUUUCUUCUUUGUAUGUCCAAUAUUUGGAGGCAAGAUUUGGACUAUGAGCCUGUCUGACAAGAAUGAGUAUUCCAGAGAUAUAUUCAAAUAUAUGCUGCUAUGCAUGAAGAUUUUCAAUUCUCCCCCCGAAAGCCUGGCGCUCAUUUUCACAGAUUGUCAACUUAAAGAUCUCAUGUUUUGUUUCAAGUGAAACGAUGGUUUGAAAUCAAAGACCGCGUUAAGAAAUCGCGGUGGAUUCGUUUAAAGGAGGUGGAAUGAAAGCCUUUUAAGCAACAACUGAAAGUGACUUAUACAGAAGUUAUGGCAGGGUAAUCUGCAAUAGGUGACCCGCUUUCGUAUUCACCAGCACGUGACAUGGUUUGUUUGCAACACCUGGUGGAAUCACACAGCCGUGAGCUUGUCAAUGCCUGUGAAAACAUGGUUUUACUGUUGGCGGGCGGUACAAGGUUCUAGAAGGAGGUUGAAAGUUGCGGAGGGUGAGUUGAAUGCAGUCUAGCGAAAAUGGUGUAUUCUUUUGCGCCUGUGCUAGGAUGAGCGAGUCAAAUGAUAUUGCCCAUGAUAUCUCGUAAAAGCUUAUGGCACAUGUAUGCAACGGCGUAGUGAACGACGUGCUUUGCGCAUCCUAAGCAGCUGACAUGGUUAAUAAGUGUCGAGCAAAUGCUGGGCGGCAGUCUGAUACGCAAUCGGGUUUUAAAGCACUGAAUUGAUAUAAUGUUUUAGUCUCGAGCUCCUGCUGGUGAAGUAGCCUCAAAUAAAGUGUCAUUAUCUUGCUGACGUGCCUUGCACAUGUGCUAGAAGGUCGGUGGUCUCCUGCAUUACAGAGUCACGUCUGGUUUAGGUGCAGGAACACUGCAGCUUGUUGAAAUCUCCUUCGCAAGAAACGACCCAUACUGUUUUGGCUGUCUAACCGCGAGUACUACUAUGACGUAGACAGCAUCUUUGCCCGUCACCCAUCUCUUCUUCAUCAAGCACUCUGAGUAUAUGGGUGAGCUCACAUCUGUCUAUCAUCUCUUACGUUUGUAAAUACUCCUAGCCUUUCACUCGCAGUGGUUUUCUGUAACGUCAAGAGUGGUGCACAGGUGAAAAACGGUGUCAUAUACAAAUCGUCGGGGUAUGAAUUUGUAAAAGGUGAGUCUGCCGAUCAGACAAAAGUCGAAAAUACAAGGCAGGCGAAACGCAACCUAUCCUAAAUGCUACGCUGUAAUCGUUUGUGGCAUCCUUCAAAGCUGAUGUGCAGAAAUUUAAAAAGUAGAGGACAAGUGCUAGCCUCACGGGGGCUUCGGACCGGAAGCGAAUGCGAGAGCUCUGAAAUUAGCGAGGAAAGCAAGCUCAGUGAUGAUAGAAAUGGCUUGGAGCCUGCCAUUAGCGGUUCAGCCGUAUUCUGGAAGCCUCAUAAAGCUCGACGAAUUAUUAGGUGACGCAUGUGAGAUGCACCUACGCUAAUUCUAUCAAGCUCAUCCUAACGAAGAUGAGACGACUGUUUGCUACACUGAUCACCUGGGUUUCAUCGUCUCCGCCCGUGGUGAAUCGAGCAGGGGCAAAAGGUGGUCUUAUCGUGAGACUGUGUUGCUUGUUGUUGUUGCCGAAAAACCAAGUUCAUACCAUCAUGGUCAAACCUCGUGGCUCUGUCGAGGAUUCAUUUACCCUGAGGGCGACGUGUAUGCCAUCGAAGCCAAUGCUUGGAUGGACGCGACGAUGUGGAACGACAUUUUACGAACACAAUAUGGGAGGAUUACUUGUACAGAAAAGAUGGUCCACUGAGCCUUCACGUCGACAACUUUAAGUCGCGUCUGUCGCCUAAGUUCAUGGAGGCACUUGAACAACAAGGAAUAGAGUUGGGGUACCGAUAAAAACAAGAGCGGUGCUACGACCGCUCAAUUUGGACGCCAUGAGCUUAUCUGAGAGAAUUUUCCUGGCAAAAGGAACUACUGCUAACGAUACGCUCUGCUACUGCCGAACAGAAGAUGUGAGUAAUUGCAGAGAUGGUGAUUUGCGCGUGGAAUAGCAUUUGUGGUGAGACAAUUAGAAAGGCCUGGAUUAAAUUCUGCAUUCGGGAGGAUGAACAGUAAAGAAAUUUGUCUGAGAAAAAGGAAGGCGGGGACGUCAGCAUCCGCAUCUGCUGUGUAAGAACCCUGACACCCGUUUGGAGCUAGCUCCUUCAACUUGCCUUUUGACAGAGAACUACUUAAACCCAUACCACCAGUAUCCGACAUACCCAUCAAGUGAUCAAUUGGACCGCUGCCGUCUGACAAUUUUCUUGGGGUCCUGCACAAACUAUUCACAUAAGUGGUCGAAAUAGUUGGUUCUAUGUUUAUGUCAUGCUACGGUUCUACUGAAUGAUGAAACCUCAUCGAUCGUUAGAUUUUCAACGCAGACAUUAAGAAUUUACUUUCACGGGAGAUAGCAGAAUGUAUGUGGUAUACGUUUUCGCAUUAUACUUUCAACUGUAAAAAUGAUAUCGAUUUUGAUGCUUUUUUGCGUCAAAAUUCAUAUUGUAGUGAUGCGGGUAGACAUUCCUGCUCAAUGACAGUACGGAACAUCGGAAGUGGAGCUAACUUUGUUCCAGUAUCAUAGCUUUGAAACAUUACAUUUGGUCCUUCGACUAGCUCGUAAUAAAGAACAUAUUUGAUCUAUGAUGGGAGUGAAUGCGAGAGACUACAACAAGAGCAAUUCCGCUAAAUACAAACCUGAAAGGUAUGAAUGAAUAAGAG